Messenger RNA from Phragmites australis (common reed), 2411 nucleotides. Its product is annotated as protein HIGH CHLOROPHYLL FLUORESCENCE PHENOTYPE 173, chloroplastic-like. The record is from RefSeq and is a predicted model, not a curated record. NCBI's taxonomy places the organism in Eukaryota, Viridiplantae, Streptophyta, Magnoliopsida, Poales, Poaceae. The transcript is spliced from 16 exons. Bases 602 to 1999 code for a protein of 465 amino acids.
CACAUACAGCCCAUUAAGACUUGCGUCUUCGCGGUUGUCGCGGAGAGAGAUAAUGGCUUUUGUGGGACAGCAAUCUUGGGACAUCGGCAGAUUUGUCAAGACUUUGUACUUCUUCAACGGGCCUCCAAACCCUCUCAUGGGGAUAAACAUCCGCCGUGAGGAUAAUCGGACGGCAUCGGAUAGAGGGGAGAGAGAUUACACUAUAGAUUGAAGAGCCUUAGAAUAAUCCUUCUUUGCUUGAUUACAAUGGUAUGUGGCUGCACUUUUAUAUAGAGAGGGGAAAUUACAAUCCUAAAUCAAUUCUAACUCCUAACUUAUCUCUUGCCAAACUUAUCUCUAAGUAGUUCUAAUACAACCUGACUUUUAACUUAUCUUCUAACAAACUUAUCUCUAAACAAAUCAACUUGAAUCCUAACAUACCAAACUUAUCUCCUACUUAAAAAGGUAAGAUUUAUCUCUUGCUACUGCUAUGGUGAUCCUUGGGCCUACAUGAGCGGUCGGCUGGCCGCCAUGACAAUGUGUUGAUGCUUUUUAUUUGUAGAUUGUAGAAUCUAUCAUUAGCAGUUUCGCUAGCCCUGCUUCUAGUGAAGUGCCGAAGAAAAUGGAAACAUCUGAUGUGGUGCUGGUCACUGGAGCGAUCGGUGGUGUUGGGCGAUGGGUGGUCGAUAUCUUGCGUAAGAAGGGAUUGCCUGUUCGAGUAUUGGCUAGAAAUGAAGAUAAGGCAAGGAGCAUGUUGGGGCCGGACAUAGACUUGAUAAUAGGUGAUGUUACGAAGGAAGAUACACUUGAUCCUAAGCUCUUCAAAGGGAUCAAUAAAGUAGUCAAUGCAGUUUCUGUCAUAGUAGGGCCAAAGGAAGGUGAUACAUCAGACAGGCAGACGUAUAAACAAGGCAUCAAGUUUUUUGAACCUGAGAUCAAGGGACCUUCGCCUGAAAUGGUAGAGUAUGUCGGAAUGCAAAACUUGAUUAACGCCAUAAAGAAUAGUGUUGGACUGAGUGAAGGAAAAUUGCCUUUUGGGCUCAAAGGCAACUUAUCUGGAAAGAUCGUGUGGGGUGCACUUGAUGACGUUGUAAUGGGUGGCGUUAGUGAAAGUACAUUCCAAAUCCUACCAACAGGAAGUGAAACUGGUGGAACAACUGGAUUGUUCAAAGGUAUUGUUUCUACUUCAAAUAACGGUGGGUUUACUAGUAUAAGGACAAAGAAUUUUACUGUGCCAGAGGACCUCUCAGCAUAUGAUGGUAUUGAAUUACGAGUUAAAGGUGAUGGGCGACGGUAUAAACUCAUUAUACAGACUAGCGUUGAAUGGGACGCUGUUGGCUAUACGGCAAGCUUUGACACCACUAAGGGUGAAUGGCAAAGUCCUCGUACUAUGACUGAUGCUCCACCCUUCGAUGCAAGCAACAUCACUUCACUACAGCUUAUGUUUAGCAAGUUUGAAUACGACGGAAAGCUCAACCCAACAUUUAUUGAAGGUCCAUUCGAGCUUCCUUUUUCGAGUAUUAGAGCAUACAUAAACGAGCCAAUCACUCCAAGGUUUGUUCAUGUGAGUUCUGCAGGGGUUACAAGACCUGAAAGACUGGGGUUAGAUUUAAGCAAACAACCUCCUGCUGUCCGCUUGAACAAAGAGCUUGGCUCCAUUUUAACUUAUAAGUUGAAGGGAGAGGAUUUAAUUCGGGAAAAUGGUAUUCCCUACACUAUUGUGCGGCCAUGCGCAUUGACUGAGGAACCAGCUGGAGCCGAUCUCAUAUUCGACCAGGGGGAUAAUAUCACAGGAAAGAUAUCAAGGGAAGAAGUUGCCCGCAUUUGUGUAGCAGCUCUGGCAAGUCCAAAUGCAGUGGGGAAGACUUUCGAGGUCAAGAGCACUGUUCCAUUCAGCGAACCAUAUGUAAUCGAUCCUUCAAAUCCCCCUCCUGAAAAGGACUACAAAGUGUACUUCAAAGACCUCAAAGAAGGCAUCACGGGUAAAGAGGCACUAGAAGCAACGCCUGCUCAAGUCUGAAGAAUAUACUGAAUGAAGAAUGCCAUCUGCUUUGGUAAAUCCUGACAUGCCAUGGUGAUUUUAAUACCAAAGGGGAGAUCCUUUCUGAAAAUCGAUGGAAAUGCUUUCAAUAUGUAAUGUAAAAUGAGCAAGCAGUGGCUAUAUCCUCUGAAGUUUGCGUUAUCUUUUACCUUAUUAUGCACAUAUAUGAGGAGAAAUGAAGUCACAUAGAACUGCAGAUGAAAUCUGGAUGUAGAUCUAGGAUAUGAAAUCAGUAUAGAGCAGAUCAUAUGUCUGUAUUUUUCAUGAUUAUUAUUUUUUGCUCUUCUUUUGACUGGAUUUUGUGGUGUAUGUAGUGUACCUAGAUAGACCAUUUUGUAAAGUCAGAUAAAUCACCGGAGCCUAGAAAAGAUAGUUUUGCAAGUCCUAUUUA